UUCAAUGAAUGAAAGGGAGGAGCCGGUACACCUGUGCAAGACUGAAGAGGAGGAGCCGGUACACCUGUGCAAGACUGAAGGGGAGGAGCCGGUACACCUGUGCAAGACUGAAGAGGAGGAGCCGGUACACCUGUGCAAGACUGAAGGGGAGGAGCCGGUACACCUGUGCAAGACUGAAGGGGAGGAGCGGUUACACCUGUGCAAGACUGAAGGGGAGGAGCUGGUACACUUUUGCAAGACUGAAGGGGAGGAGCCGGUACACCUGUGCAAGACUGAAGAGGAGCCGGUACACCUGUGCAAGACUGAAGGGGGAGGAGCCGGUACACCUGUGCAAGACUGAAGGAGAGGAGCGGUUACACCUGUGCAAGACUGAAGGGGAG
This is a messenger RNA of Staurois parvus, 380 nucleotides long. The record is from the annotation of a GenBank genome assembly. NCBI's taxonomy places the organism in Eukaryota, Metazoa, Chordata, Amphibia, Anura, Ranidae.